This is a messenger RNA of Perca fluviatilis (European perch), 557 nucleotides long. It is a transcript of the gene hypk, whose product is annotated as huntingtin interacting protein K. The coding region runs from base 41 to 406 and encodes 121 amino acids. The record is from RefSeq and is a predicted model, not a curated record. Gene Ontology annotation, biological process: negative regulation of apoptotic process; protein stabilization. NCBI's taxonomy places the organism in Eukaryota, Metazoa, Chordata, Actinopteri, Perciformes, Percidae. The transcript is spliced from 4 exons.
AAGGAACCUUUCUUUUUGUUCCGGCCUCACUGGAGCAAACAUGGCGGCAGAGGGAGACGUCGAUUUGGACCUGGAAGCCGACGAAAACUGCACGGGAAAACCGGCAGAAAAGCCUCGGAAACAUGACAGCGGAGCCGCUGACUUGGAGAGAGUCACGGACUACGCGGAGGAGAAGGAAAUCUCCAGCUCUGACUUAGAAACGGCGAUGUCAGUGAUCGGAGACAGAAGGUCACGAGAACAGAAAGCCAAACAAGAGAGAGAAAAAGAAUUGGCCAAAGUCACCAUCAAGAAAGAGGAUGUGGAACUAAUUAUGUCAGAGAUGGAGAUUUCGAGGUCCGUGGCGGAGCGCAGUCUGAGGGAACACAUGGGGAACGUGGUGGAGGCUCUGGUGGCUCUCACCAACUGACCAAACCACAUUCACACACUGGACUGCUUCGAGACAAUGAGGCUGAACUGAACUCAGCGGUUAAACUGUUGUGGUGUAAUCUUUACCCCCAAAUCUUUUUCCUUUCUUUUUUUUAAAUAAAAGUUGCUCUGCCUUCCUUUGGUGCCAGUGA